Cyclocybe aegerita is the source of this 1101-nucleotide messenger RNA. Lineage: Eukaryota; Fungi; Basidiomycota; Agaricomycetes; Agaricales; Hemipholiotaceae. The record is from the annotation of a GenBank genome assembly.
AUGUUUUCUGUUGCUCGCGUCAUCGGUUUCCUCGCAGUUGUUGUCGCCUCUGUGGGCGCGGUUCCCAUAUGGGGCCAAUGUGGCGGAAUAGGCUAUUCUGGGUCUACCCAAUGCGACUCUGGGCUUAGCUGUAUCAAGCUCAAUGACUGGUACUCGCAAUGCCAGGUUUCGACCACCACCGCUGCUCCGCCACCACCACCCCCAGUACCCUCGACCAGUAUCCCAGCCCCACCAUCUACCACAGCUACCGGCACAAACCCCGCUGCAACGAUUCCUGUUGGGGCAUUGACCAGGAUCACCAACUUCGGAACCAACCCGACCAAUAUUGGUAUGUAUGUUUACAAGCCCUCAAGCCUCAAGGCGAACCCUGGCUUGCUCGUCGCUUUGCACUACUGUGGUGGCACCGCCCAGGCGUAUUUCUCCGGGACACAGUUCAGAGCUCUCGCCGAUCAACGCGGCUUCAUGGUGCUGUACGGACAGGCGCCGAACGACUCCAACUGCUGGGACAUCACCUCUACUGCCUCUCUUUCGCAUGAGGGCGGAAGCGACUCGCUCGCAAUUGUCUCGGCCGUCCGCUACGCCAUCGCGAAUUGGGGGAUCGACCCCAGCAAGGUGUUCGUCGCUGGCUCGUCGUCCGGUGCGAUGAUGACCAACGUACUCUCCGCGGCGUACCCCGACAUCUUCAAGGCAGGUGCCGUCUUCGCGGGUAGCGCCGUCGGCUGCCUUGGCUUCAACUCGCCCCAGUUCCCUCCGGACGUAUGCCAGAGGGGAGAGAAAAUCCAGACACCUCAGCAGUGGGGUGACCGUGUUCGCCAGGCGUACCCUGGUUAUACCGGCUCGUACCCAAGGCUCCAGAUCUGGCACGGCACCGCUGACCCAGCACUCAACUACAAUAAUUUCCAAGAGCAGAUCAAGCAAUGGACGAAUGUCAACGGUAUCUCCCAGACACCAACGACCACCUAUUCGAGCAACCCGAAGCAGAAUUGGACGAAAACCGUGUACGGAACCGGGCAGCUGGAGGGUUACUCUGGUCAGGGUGCUGGCCACGGGCUUCCGGAGAGUGGAAUGGAAGCAGUUGCCCUUGACUUCUUUGGGUUGUAA